GAACCGCAUCAAUGGGCGUGUAUAAAGAAGAAAACACGGCCGCUCUUCACCGCCACAUAAGGCACAUGCAAGGAUAGCGUGUUUUCGUGAGUACGAUGAAUUCCACACAGUGACACAUUGGUAAAAAAGAAGCGAAACAUUGGCAAUGUGGAUAGCGUCAAUUAAUGGCGCUGUUGUUAUGGUGCUGGUAUGUGCGGCGUGUGGAGUUGCGGCCGUAGCAGCAGUGCAAGCUAGGCCGGAUUUCAAUUGCUACUUAAACGGCGAAAUAAUUCUGAGAAACCCCAAUCCGAGCAAAAUGGUCUGGGUGAACGCCUCGAAUGCCGUCAACGCUUCAUGCAGAGCCGCGUUCCUCGUGGAUUCACCGCAGAUCGACGCCGACCGAGCAUCCGUCAGAAUCAGCGGCUGUUCCACGGACACCGAUAUAAGUGUUGUUUUUAGCGCUGAAACCGGGAUACCGGAUUUGGUAACGGAGGAGUCUGCCGUGUUCUACACAAUACGUUGCCUCGUCACACCCGGUGAAGGAUUCACGCGCGACUACGUGGACAAAAGCUGGGUAACUCACGUGGUCAACACGAAGAAGUUGGAAAAAGCGACUCCAAAACUGAAGCUGGACUCCAGUAUCUUUAAGCCGACGAAACCUCCAGAACGGACGGACGUGUCGCCGGUGACGGGCAUGCCUGGCAUGACUGUCAGAACGGUGGCUACCACCACCACGUUGCCCUCCGCCAAGUUAUUCGAGGAACUCAGCUGGGUUGUACAAGGACCGGAGGGUUACCGAAUUAAGCCAAUGAACUGCUCGGUCUCUUCUGGUAUUUUAGCGGACGGAUCGAGACACGUACUGCAGCUUAUAGAAAACGGGUGCUCGGUGUAUAAGGACAUUGUAAGCAACUUCCGUAUACCAAACGCCAGCGAGCCGCAUCGAGCCGUGGCGAGCUUUUGGGCCUUCCGGUUCGAUGGAAGUAAUGAAGUCAAUCUUGCGUGCACAUUAAAGGGCUGUCUUUUGAAAUCCAAAAAAUGUGAUUGGACUUGCUCUCCAAGAAGACGAAGGUCGUUUGACGAUAUUAUUCGGAUGAACAAAAUCCCGUCCGCGAGUAUUGUAAGCUCUCGGGACAUUAGACAGAACAUCCGCGAUGUACAGAUCGGCUUCCCGGGAAUGACGACCAAUGAACAUGACGUCACAAUAAGGAAGCGUGACGUGAGCAACGCCGUAAAGACAUCCGACAGCGGUUUCGAGGGUUACGUCCGGGUAACCAUUUACGUCUAUGACGAAGUAGACAGAAUAGAGCUUUCGCUUCGAAGUGCCACACCGCCUACAACAUGGUUCCCCUCAGCAAUGCUGACACUGACAGUUUCAGUAUUCGAGUUUCUGCUGUAAUGAAAUGCAUUGGCGAAAAUGCGGUUGCAAUUA
This is a messenger RNA of Dreissena polymorpha, 1408 nucleotides long. RefSeq lists its product as uncharacterized. The coding region runs from base 146 to 1375 and encodes 409 amino acids. The record is from RefSeq and is a predicted model, not a curated record. The transcript has 8 exons. NCBI's taxonomy places the organism in Eukaryota, Metazoa, Mollusca, Bivalvia, Myida, Dreissenidae.